CAUACUCUCCUUGGUCUUCUUCAUUAUCUAUAUGCUAGGGCCAACUCUGGUCGCGUUUUAUAUUGGAGUAAGAUGGCACGCAAUUACUAAUAAAUAUGAGCAGAGCACUCAAAAAGUGUUAACUAUCCUAUUUGGGCUUCAUUACAUAAUUAUGGUGUUUUUCAUCAGGACGUCAUUCCUUGCAUCCAUGUUAAGUAACCUAUUCCUCUUGUUUGGGGUAUACUUUGGGAACAAAUUCCAAGUUAUGGGAAUAACAGGAGGAAUCUCUACAGGAAAAUCAACUGUAUCAAAUAUUUUAGCAAAUGCAGGAUUUGCUGUGAUAGAUUCAGAUAAAAUAUCUAAAGAAGUAAGCAACGAUCCUAAAACCAUAAAUCAAAUCAAGAAAGAAUUUGGCGAAGAAGUGUUCGAUGACAAGGGCGAACUUGACAGAAUAAAACUUGGAGAAAUUGUAUUUAAGAGUAAAACUAAAAGGAAGAAGUUAAACAGUAUCAUGCAGGGAAAAAUAUUUUGGAAAAUGAUCAAAGAGUUUUGGAGGUUAAGAUUUACUGAAAACCAAAGCUCUAUUAUCCUAGAUGUCCCUCUCUUAUAUGAAACCAAAAUUUUAGAGUAUAUUUGCUAUCCAAUUCUUGUUGUUGCAGUUGAUGAUGAAGAAAAAAUUAAGAAAAGACUUAUGGCAAGGAAUCAGCUUACCGAAGAACAAGCUUUAGACAGAAUCAGAGCUCAAAUGCCAUUAAAGCUUAAGUGUGAAAAAGCAGAUAUAAUUGUAAACAAUAGUGGGAACUUCUCAGACUUACAAAAUGAGCUUAAAGACAACACAAUGAAACAAAUAAUCAAAUGACUUUCUUCCCCAGCUUCUUAGAUUGAUUUCAAUAAUUAUAUUUAAAA
Molecule: messenger RNA, 885 nt
Organism: Moneuplotes crassus
Lineage: Eukaryota; Ciliophora; Spirotrichea; Euplotida; Euplotidae
Source: the annotation of a GenBank genome assembly